Messenger RNA from Condylura cristata (star-nosed mole), 3071 nucleotides. RefSeq names its product GLI pathogenesis-related 2 (gene GLIPR2). Gene Ontology annotation, cellular component: extracellular region. The transcript is spliced from 5 exons. The record is from RefSeq and is a predicted model, not a curated record. Lineage: Eukaryota; Metazoa; Chordata; Mammalia; Eulipotyphla; Talpidae. The coding region runs from base 94 to 558 and encodes 154 amino acids.
CCGGGCCUUGGCCUCGGCCGUCUGAGCGGCGCGGGGCUUGUGAGGGGACGCAGCGCAGCGGCAGCAGGAACCGGAGAGCCCGCCGAGCCGGCCAUGGGCAAGUCAGCUUCCAAGCAGUUUAAUAAUGAGGUUCUGCAGGCCCACAACGAGUACCGGCAGCAACAUGGCGUCCCCCCACUGAAGCUCUGCAAGAAGCUCAACCGGGAAGCUCAGCAGUAUUCGAAGGCGCUGGCCAGCACCAGGAUCCUCAAGCACAGUCCGGAAUCCAGUCGCGGCCAGUGUGGAGAGAACCUGGCGUGGGCAUCCUACGAUCAGACAGGAAAGGAGGUGGCAGAGAGAUGGUACAAUGAAAUUAAGAGCUACAACUUCCAGCAGCCUGGCUUCACCUCCGGGACUGGACACUUCACAGCCAUGGUCUGGAAAAACACCAAGAAAAUGGGAGUGGGGAAGGCAUCUGCCAGCGACGGGUCCUCCUUCGUGGUGGCCAGAUACUUCCCAGCUGGGAAUGUCGUCAACCCAGGCUUCUUUGAAGAAAAUGUCCUGCCUCCAAAGAAGUAAAUUGUCAGAUGUGAUGGGAAGGUGGCAGACUUUAGAAUGUGGAUAUGAAGUGCCUCGAACAACAAAAACUCAACUGUGUGUCUGUCCCGUGGGUUUGGGUUUGCCUGUGGGGAGUCCUUGCACACACACUUGAAUCUACAGUUCCGCUCCAACUCAUUCCCACCAAAGGAAUGACUAUAUGAAGCAUUUACCUUAAUGGUUACCUAGACCUUUAUUAUUUGGACUUUGGGGUCAGGGGGUCAAUUUUCAAACUUUUUUGUUAUUUUUUAAGACAUUUCUUUUGUAACUUUCUAAUAAUACCCAUCCCUGGACUCCAAAUGUUUGUGAUUUGAAAAGUGAAGUUCAUUUUACAUGCUCUUCAUGCACGAGAUAGAUGUCAAGCCCUCAUUUAAGUGUGAUAAAACAUAUAGCUUUAAACACAUAAAUGUAAAGCAGCUUCCAUCAGAAAGGCCGGCCAGGCAGGGGCUCCAUUUCACAGAAUUACCAAAAGUUCCAGUUGUGUAAGACAUGAUGUCAUCCUUGUGCCUCCUGGAAUUCUGCACUGGGAUUGCCAGAAAACAGAAAACAGCUUUCCUUCCUUGCGUUUUUCUACCUUGAAGUGGCAAAGUGCCACACCACCACAUCACCACCCAUCACCCUCCCCUUUUUUUCCUCAAAAUCAUCUGGCAUUUGAGAGUUCCAUGUGCUCCCCACCCCCACCCUGGUUUCUGGAUUGCUGGCUAAGCCUGGAACUCACCCUCCCCCACCUCUGCAGGGUGGCCCGAGGACUGUUCUGGGAGAGCCCCUCAGGCCUGGGCCCUUAGCCAGCUGCCUGGGGUGGAUGAAGUCACUGAGCAUGGGGGUGAGUGUGAGCUCACUCGGGCCCCCAGAGGAAGCCCUCCAGCCUCUGCCCCUUCCCCUCACAGGCCUGAGCCCAGGCCUGUUCCUGGCAGCUGUGGCUGCAGCUGUGGUUCUUCUCCCUCCUGGAAUGUGUGACAGGCCCAAAUGUUCCAGGGAGAUAACCAUGCAGGGGCUUAGAGGUACUAAUUUGGUUCCAUUUUGCCUCAGAUUACUCAAAGUUCAUCUGAAUAACAAUUCCAUGCCUUCUGUGUGGAGCGGGCCAACCUGGUGCCAAGCAGAGUCUCCCCGGGUCCAGGGCAUCUCCCCUUGGGGACUGGCAGGGAGCAGCUCGUCCCAAAGUAGGCUUCCUGGAGGUCUCCACUGUCCCCGUCAUCUCACCCAGGGAUAUUGGCUAAGACUACAAUAAACCAGUUCUUUUGUGUAAUAUCUUCCUCCCAUGCCAUUCACACCUGAUUCUUAAUUGGUGACUAAGCUAACGCACAACUCUUGAGUGCCUGUCUCAGGUAGCUCAAGCUCCUGAAUCCCUCUAACCUCUCCCCUGUGGACUGUACUUAGGUGGCCAUGUUCAAAGCCAUGUGACCCGCCACUGGCAACUGCUUGGACCAAAGUGCACCAGUGAUCCAAGGGCAGUCAACCCCUCUGCCUGCUUGGACCAAAAAUUUGAUUUAAGAAAUCAGAGGAGAAUUUUCUAUUGGAAUUGAAAAAAAUCAGGAUGCUAUGAGUUUGAAUGCCGGCUAUGUCCUGGAAAGCUCUGCAAGCCCACUUACAAAUAUGAAAUAUAUAGAUGUGAGGAAGUUCCUUUUUAGAGAAACAAAGGAGUCUGGGAUGCCAAAAAGACCGCGUCUGACUGACUUUCUGGUAUCCAGCCAAAUCAGUGUAUCUUGACCCUUAUUUUCUUCAGUUUCUCAAUAAAAUGAUCACUGAUGGUCCCCAAGAAGGUCAGGAUAUUAGGAUCCCUUCUUCCCCCCAGGAGUCUCCAUGAACAGAAAAUGCUAAGCUGGGUAGGGCACUGAGUAUGAGUGGGUUAAAGAGACCUGGCUCAGUGCUUUGUGCUGAGGUCACACUGGGCAGCUGCCAUGAGCAGUGGGAACUGAGUGACUGAUGAACUGUGGUUCCUGAAGACACGGUACCCUACUCCCCCACGCCCCCAAACGCACACACAGACAUAACCAGGUGGAGGACUCUGGUGCACAGACCGCCUCUUAGGCUGGAUUCUGAUUCCGCAUUGGUGUAAGUAGCAGCUGACAAAGACUUGUCCAGUGCUGAGAUCAUUGGUAUGUGUGCUGCUUUCCAGCUGUGGAGGGCUGGACUUUCUUUCUUGUCCACUUUGAGAUGUGGUUCAGGUCUAUUUCACAAGCAGGAGCCUCUAUUUUCCUCUUUGCCUAGUCCUGACAGAGUCACUUUAGGACCCUGCUUAACGUAAAAAGGGGGAAAUUACUUUGGAUUGACUAGUAGGCUUAAAGGAUGCUCAAUGGUUGUUUGGAAAAACUUCUGAAUUAUUUAUGGGUCCUGUGAAAACUUUAAGAAGUUUUUAAAUCCAAGUUUCUUGCCUGGGGCACUACAGUCCCAGGCUGAGCUAUUUUUGCUGCCCCUGUGAGGGUGCAAUUAAAGGAGCUUAAGGUCUGAUCCCUCAAGCCAAAAGCCCAAAGGGAACUACAGCUUCCUUUACAAAA